This is a messenger RNA of Cavia porcellus (domestic guinea pig), 3972 nucleotides long. It is a transcript of the gene Spocd1, whose product is annotated as SPOC domain containing 1. The transcript is spliced from 15 exons. The coding region runs from base 230 to 3790 and encodes 1186 amino acids. The record is from RefSeq and is a predicted model, not a curated record. NCBI's taxonomy places the organism in Eukaryota, Metazoa, Chordata, Mammalia, Rodentia, Caviidae. Gene Ontology annotation, biological process: DNA-templated transcription.
GGGUGGGGUGUCAGAAUGGAAAGGAGGGGAGUGGGAUGGAUUGCAGGAAUCUUAGUGUCUGCUCCAUGUAGAGUGGUUUCGAACUGGGCUCUUAGUUUGGGAGAGAAUUCUUGUUUGUUUGUCCAUGUCUGUGUGCCCUUGGGUGAGUCACUUAACAUCUGCUAAGGCACAGUCUGGUUAGGGGUGGGCAUCUCUCUCCCCCUGGGCACCAGGUACUACUGCUGUCCUCAUGAUGAGCUCUCUUGUCUCUGACUCCACACAGGCCUGCGUUCCUGCUUUUGGCCCUGGCAGGUGGGCAGACAUGUCCCAGAAGGGGGAUGCGGAGAGCUCCAGCACAGAUAACCCUGUUUUCUAUACCCGACACAGACACAGAGGCAGGCUUUGCCAGGAGGACGUGGUAGAAGCCAGCUCCGGGCCAGGCAUGAUGUCAGAGGCCCAGGGUCCAGCUCCAAGCAGGAAGAGAGUCCGCAGCGGGGAGUCCCGUCCAGGUGCCAGCCUGCAGGCUGGGGAUGCUGCUGGGGCCAGCAGGGCGGGGUUGGAGCUGCAGGCUGUGGGGCCGAGUCCCAGCCAGCUGCCCCCUGGGCCUGAGCAGGGUAGUGCAGGGUGCUCCAAGAGGCUCCAGGUCUCUCUGUGUGACAUCCUAUCCACCAGGUGCCUCAGGAAUCUUUGUAGCACUUUGCUGGGUCUCCCAAAGAGGGCACUGGCAGACAUGGAGGGGCCAGCAGAAGUGGAACUGGCUAGCUGCCCCAGGCCCAGAGGGGUGGGAGGCCAAGGGAUGAGUGCUCUGAGUGACAAGGGAAGCUCCACACUGGACAAAGAGAAUUUCUCUGAAAGGAGCCUGACACCCUCACCAGGCCCAGCCCCUGAGAGGGCAAGAAGGAAAAGCAGAAAGUCUGGGUCCUGUCCCAAGGGUGGACAAGGGGCUAACGGCUUCUUAUGGCUUGAUCAGAGCUCUGGUGGGGACAGCCAGUCUUUGGGAGGCUCCCUGGAAGGUGCCGACCUGAGGUCCUUAGGAGGCCCCUGCGGGCAUCUGUGUCAUGAGGACACAAGGCUCGGAGAUCCAGGUGGAAGUCAGGCAGGAUGUGCCCCAGGGAUUGCAGGGUUUGAGUACUUGCCUGCUGCCGGGUCUGGGGCCCAGCCGGGCAGCCCCCUCAGCUCUCACAGGCUCUGUGCAGAUGAGUCCUGCAGUCCAGCCACACAGGACUUCUGGUGGUACAGUGCGCUGUGCCUGGAAGGGCCAGGAUGGCCUUCCGCAGAGCAGCAGGAAGUGGAGCGUGUGGAGGGGGCUGGCAGUGAGGAAGGCCUUGCUGCUCCACGGGGCCGGCACGGGCCAGAGGCCCAGCUGGCACCCAGGGAGAACCUAGGGCAAGAUCUUGCUGUGCCCUCCGACACUCAUGCCUGCUCCCCGGAGCCCUUGGGCACCCUCAGCUUCUCCCCGGAGGCCACUGCCAGCGAGGCCUGCACAGGCCCAUUGGCGUGGCGGGAAAGAGGCAAGUGUGCUGAGAAGCUGAGCGGGGACCCAGCAUCCUGCACCCGAGAGCAGCCCACAGACAGAAGCUCAGAUAACUCCCGCCAGCAUAAGCCAGAGAAAGCCAGCCCAGAAGGAUGCUCCAGAUGGGAAGGGGAAAAGAAACUGCAUGUACUGGAUUCUUAUGAAGGUGUUUUGGAGCUGGAGGAAGCAAACAUGCCCUGUGGGGUGAAGCAUGUGUGUUACGUGGAUUCUGAGACAGGGAUCCAGCUGCAGGGGGCCAUCCACCACAGCCAGGCUGGGGAACAGCAGCUGCCACAGCUGGAGGCUCUGGAGAAUUUUAUGGAGGUCAGCUCUGCCUCACCUUCCCAGAAACCCAGAGCCAGGAAAAGGCCCGCAGGACGCGCCCCCACUGGAGGCCAGGGUGGCCCAGAGGAGGCUGUGAAUGGGGAGCCUCUUCCAGCAGUGGCAGAGGACUCAGCUCAGCUGCAGCCUGGAGAGGAGACAAUUGCCCCGGAUCUUGACAUACGGGGCACUGUGGUCCGUGUCCUGUGGAAGGCGCUGUGGAGUCGCAGUCAGAAGCUUUCCGACCUGGGGCUGAGUGAGGAGGCGGUGAAGGGCAUCGCUGCUGACAUCGAAGCAGCCCUCUUUGACCUCAUGCAGGGCACCACCUACCGCUACAAGACCAAGUAUCGCACCCUGCUCUUCAACCUGCGUGACCCCAGGAACCCAGACCUGUUUCUCAAAGUGGUUCAUGGAAAUGUCACCCCCCAUGACCUGGUGCGGAUGAGCUCAGUCCAGCUAGCCUCCCAGGAACUGGCCCGCUGGCGGGACCAGGAGGAGAAAAAGGGACUAGAGAGCAUUGUGCAGCAACAGAAGGAGCCAUGUGGACUUCCGGUCUCCAAACUGACCCACAAGGGUGAGGUGGAGAUUCCACGGGACAUGGACCAGAUGCUGAUCCUGGAAGACCUGGGCGCCGUGGCAUUCGGAGACUGUGGCCUGCAGGCCCUGCCUGCCCUGCUGGAGAAACAACAUGCUCACCAUUUCCUGGACCCCGACUGCCACAUUUGUGCAGAGUCUCUAAAUGAGUUGCCAGGUUUCUCCAGAGCCUCUGGGAACAGGGGGGACAGUGUCUUCCAGAGGGUCCCAAGCACAACUCCUGUGUCCUCUCCAGAGUUGCCCAGAGCCAGGGAGACACCGCCCAUGGAGCCCCAGGACAAGUGUGGCCUAGAGCUGGGAGGUGACAACCCUGAAGGGCACCAGGUGUCUGCUGGGCCCACAAAGACCCCACCCAGCCCACCUCCCUGGGAGGGGACACUUGACAUGUUCUCCAUCAAGCGAUUCCGGGCCAAGGCCCAGCUGGUCUCGGGACACAGCUGUCGGCUCAUCCAGGCUCUGCCCGAGGUGAUUCGCUCAGCAGGCUGCAUUUCCCCCUCCACCGUCUGGGACCUUCUGACCAGCGUGUCUCCAGCAGAGGCCAAGGACAUCUCCGUGGUCAGACUGUGUCCCCAGGGCACUCAGGACAUCCACAACUGCCGCCUGCUCUACUCCUACCUCAAUAACAAGCAGUGUCAUGGACUGACCUCCGUGCAGCACGUGGGGGUGGUGCUGCUGCCCCUGCCUGCCUUCCAGCCACUGCCCCCCAGACUGCGCCUUCUGGGUGGCCCAGGUCUGGAAAUCACUCAUUCAAGCCUGCUGCUGGCUGUGUUGCUCCCCAAAGAAGGGCUUCCCAACACAGCCGUGUCCAGAACUGUGUGGAGGAAGGUUCGCAAGAGAGUAUCCUUCAAGGAGAAAGUGGAAAUCAGAGUCUACCAGCCAGAGGACAGAAAGACAGACGUGACCCUGCAGCAGAACCAGGACAAAGGCAGCCUGUCUCCAAGGAGAGUUUGUGCUUGGCCGAAGUUCCCCAGAGUCAAGGGGAAACCAUGGGCAGAGUCUGAAACCCAGCAAUGUCAUGACCGAGAGAAGCAGUCUCCAAAACCAGGCUGGUGCCAGCCUCAACAUCCCUGUUUAGCAGUGCCCGCUGCCAAUGACUUUGGUUAUGGCCAGUACGACCACAGGGCCUCUUGCCCCUACCAAGUCCUAGUUCAGAACCUCAAGACCCUGGUGACUAUUACUUGCCAACUCCAAGCCUCACUGAUCCCCUCGGGCCAGGAUCCCCUUCUCCCAUCCCUUACAGCAUUUCCUCAGCCCCCUGCUGCCCCAGGGACUUACGGCCUGUGCUGCCAGUCCCCCACAGCUGCAGAGAUCCCUGACCCUGCUCCUAAUCCCUCCUUAGGCCCUACAGUUGGCACGAAAUGUCCCUUUCCUAGAAAGGCGUGACCCCAGUUACCCUUUAGAACGGGUUUUGAUUCCCCUUCUAGUGCUGAACCAGGGAGAGGUGGGGGUAGAUGCAGCGGGUAGAGGGAGGGAAGGGUCAGCUUUUCCUAUCUGUCCUGUUUAUUUCCUGUUCUAUAGUCUGUUUGGUAUUGGAUUUUGGUUUAAUAAAGAAUUUGGCAGAGCUA